UUUUCAGACCUCACGGUAACGGCAACUGACAGGGCUUAUUUUUCCAUCGGAAACAAAAAGCUUUGUCACAGGUUAGUCUUGGACUGAUUGGUAAACAUUUUUGGGGUUGAACUGGAGCACUGAAGGAGUUAGCACUGUGUUACUCUAACCACACGGGACAGGGAUUUAACACUGGUUAUGGGGCUCAGAGGAGGCAUAGGCUGCCUUCUUGCCUUAUUUGCGGGCCUACUAUGGCUAGAAUCUACGUACUCACAGCAAAUCCUACCCGAUUGGCCGAAGAUCGGCGACCGUAUAACGCAACCGUUCCUUGACCAGCUCAUGGUCAGUCAGUUGCUCGAACAAAACCUUACCCUCGGCUUCUUCUUGAAAGGCCUCAACGGUCCACCAGGACCCCCAGGGCCUCCAGGCCCUCCCGGAGAUCCUGGACCUCCGGGAUUAGCCGGUCCUGCCGGAACACCCGGUCAUGUGGGUGAAGAUGGUGCCCCUGGAGCAACAGGUACAUCCGGGCCACCAGGACCACCUGGACCUCCCGGAAUACCUGGAGAAAAGGGAGACCCCGGAGAGCAGGGAGCCCCUGGUGCUGCUGGUCUUCCCGGUGCCCCCGGUCUACCUGGAGCGCAAGGACCUAUGGGUCCUGCUGGUCCUGAACCAAUCAUGCCGAACUUCACUGUAAUCUGCGAAGGCGAGAAGGGCUGGGUACAAUGCAAACAAUACGAACUCAUCAAGAUCACCAAGGCAUUCUGGGGUCGUGACGACCACGUGACGUGUCCCAAGAUUCCAGCAGGGCUCACAUCCGACAGACUGUGCGAAACAACGUCAGAAAACACUUUGAAAAAAGUAAAUGGACAGUGUAAAAACGAACAAGCCUGUGAAGUGGUGGCUUCAAACAUUUUCUUCGACGACGACACUUGCGGUAACGUGUACAAGUAUUUAAAAAUCUGGUACGAGUGCAUUCCGGAUGAAGCAAACGCCGUGGACGUAUUGAAAGAUGGAGGCAAGCGACGACGUCGACGAAAGAAGAAGAGGGCAACAAAAGACAAACGGUCCUCAAAGGAAUAAGCACAGACUGUAGAAUAACAAAAUUAACUUAAAACUUCUACGUUACUACGUUACUUCAACAGCAACUCGAUUUUCCUGAGGCACUUUAGCUUCGGUGUUCAUCACUUUGCAAAACAUUCUCGUUAACAAAAAAAAAGCAUGCUUACUUGUUAAGCAAAUUUUCGCAUUCAGCAGCAAAACCCACAUGAGUGAGCGGCGUCCGAGCACUUUGUGUCAAUAUGUAUGUAUAUUGAAGUUUAACUUUAUUUGAUAAAGAAUGUACCAAUUGAGACCCAAGUCAUUUAGGUGACUGCAUUAGUUUGAUUCAGGAGGGAAAAACCAGAUGUACUGGUUUCAGGGGUGGGGACGCGCGGAAUAGCCGCACCCCUCCCUUCUUAAGUUGUGUUGAUUCGUUUUCUGAACACUCUGUACAAUAUUUUCGGGAAGAAUGUUAAAUUAAAAGAAGCAGGAGACCUGUACAAUAGGCUUGCCAUUCGUUUCGUUAUCGGUAAGUUUGAGCUAAAAUAAAAAGUAUUAACAACGUACCAGACGAAGUUUGGACUAAACAUGCGACUCAGUUUGACAAGUCGCCACGCAUUUGUGUAUUCAAACAUAUUUGUUUUGGUAUGUCAUUUGUGAACGACCUCCAGCAAUGGGCUUGCUUGGAACAUAACUAUGGUCAAGGUUAAACAAAAUGGAAAUAAAUUAGAGGUUUUCUUCA
Pocillopora verrucosa is the source of this 1759-nucleotide messenger RNA. RefSeq lists its product as uncharacterized. The record is from RefSeq and is a predicted model, not a curated record. Gene Ontology annotation, molecular function: carbohydrate binding. Lineage: Eukaryota; Metazoa; Cnidaria; Anthozoa; Scleractinia; Pocilloporidae.